AUGGCUGGCCUUUGUUGCUGUCUUCCUCCAUCCCGGGGACCAAGUUUCCAGCCGCCGCCAGGUCCCAUCGAGGACACCAUCGAAAGAUCAUUAGAGCCUCCAUGCUCCCGGAAUUCUAUUCGUUCCCAAAGUGAAAUACAGCCCAAACAAACGCAACCGCAGAUUGCAAGUGGAAACAGCUGCAGUGGUACUCCCAUCGCUCUGGGCGUGCCGACCGAACUUGAUGAGUUGGUAGUCGAUGAUUCCGAGAGCGAAUGCAAUCAAGCCAGGCUUGCCAGAAAGACAAGCUCUGUUCUCGAUGCCAUACGCACAAGGUUAAUUCGCCAGUCUCCAAGUGAGCGUGAGACCAUCCAGCGCUCUCGCAUCUUUCCUGGCAACAGCGAAAACGAAGUUGCCCGAAGAGCAGAGCUCAGACGACUGAGACAACAGAGAAUUCAAGAAGAACUCGAUGGAGCGCGUAACCAGGAAGAUCAGAGCAUCGCAUCCUCUCACAGAAACACACCCUGUUUUUCUUCAUUGACCAGCCUGACAAACCACGGAGGGCCACGAGACACCAUAGAGUUCCUUGUCCUGGAUAAAAAUAUGUCCUCUCCAGUUGAGCAUUCCACCAAAACAAGUUUCAAGUCGUCGGAUACCUUCAACGGAAGGAAGACAGCCCCCCUACAGUCCCCAUCAUACGACUCCUUGUUGUCCUCCGCCAAUUUUCAGCAGGCCCCCAACAAUAACAAUCAGACGGGGCAAUGUGAGGAUCAGAAUGAUAAGGUCAUACCACAGGUUCCCUGUUUGACGAACUCUCCAACUAGCCCACAAUCAGACGUAGCUCCCCCAUCUCAUCAAACAUCAAAUCGGGCUGAGCAAUCUUCCGAAGACUAUCAGUCUGCUCUCAAUACAUGGCUGAUGGCCCAAAAACUUUCGUUAACCGAAAGUCCCGGAAUAAGCACAGAUGAUUCGGAUGGCAAGGAAUUCACCGUGCCAAGGCACUCUUCACCCUCUCCGGAGAAUCAGAAAGACAACGUAUUAAAGGACCUAUCAGCGGACUUAUCUGUGAUAACCAAGAACCUUUCAGACGACAGUAUAUCGAAGGGAUCUGAUAAAAUGUCCACAAUCUCUGAAAUCUCAUUGCGAAAUACUGCGGGUGCCGCCUCCAAUGUCGAUAUCGAGGAGCAAGGGCAGGCCAACUACAAGGAUAUCCCGGUACUAGAGAAAUCAAGUUCCCAAGAACUAGCCGAAAGCUACGCCGCUGCACUCGCAUUCAACUCUCAACUAGACAAUGGCUCCUCGAAUUAUAACUCUGUUAGGCCUAGUUUUCAGCCAAGCCCCGUUCGUUCUUAUCUAAAUCUACACCACCUUGACCCCCAAGAUCUCAAUAGUGUCACCUGGAUUCCCUUUCGAUGCCACGAGAUUGGUUCUGAUUCCACGGGGUCAAUAAAUCUCGGUAGAUCGAGUUCCUAUGCAACAGCAGAAGUUGAUUUCAACUCCGACGCAGCAGAAAGACACUCUCUGGUGUCUCGCGAGUUAAGCCAAGAUAGUGCAGAGCUUUCAUCGGCCAGAAUAUCCGAAACAGGAAGUGUUCUGAUCCGAGAGACUGAACUUGCCUCUGCCAAGAAUAAGCUUGGAGAUACCUUGCCCCGAGGCGAACCUGUUGAAAAACUCGACGGUCAGUUCAAAGACUGUUUUUUAAAUAUUGACGUCGCGCGUACGGUACAUGCGUCUAUCUCUUAUGGUACUCGCCCUAAGAGGAGUGAAGGAAAGAGUGCGCAGAAAAGCCACGAAACAACUAGGCAUCAUCGAGUUAUUUCUGUUGGAGCGAGUUCGUACAGGCCGACAGAAACUAGGAAGCGGACUACUGAAGACGGAUUGAAGCCAGCCGAAAGAUUGAACACCGCCGGCAACCCUGAGCUGGAGGAGGGUGUUGCUAUACUAUGGAAAGAAGCACGUAUAAUUCCAGCACAUCAGGCAGUUACUUCAAUUGAUGGGCUCAACCCAUACCGGGCCAAAACCAAUGUCAGGGGAAAGAGAAAGCCAAAGAAACGCGACGCUAGGCGAUUGUACUCCCCUCGCCCAUACACCUCAGAACCAUUGCAGCCUGAACGAGGAACAAUUGAUAUAACCUCGCUCCCACCCAGCAAUCAAUAUAAUGCCCUCCAGAAUUCGGCCCAUAAUACACCGUCGGAUAUCGGAGGAUUGACAGCAAUAACUUCAAGGAAUCUUGGAAUGCCUCCUAAAUCAUGGUCAAGAUAUCCCUCACACACGCGCCACGAGAGAAAUGGACUGGAAGAAGUAGGGUUCCGUGAUUUUGCCCCAGCACUACCUGAUAGACUUGAGACAAGUUAG
Messenger RNA from Clonostachys rhizophaga, 2334 nucleotides. The record is from the annotation of a GenBank genome assembly. Lineage: Eukaryota; Fungi; Ascomycota; Sordariomycetes; Hypocreales; Bionectriaceae.